GCAGUAAGUUAGGGUUCAUGUUUUCCCCAAUUCCGUAGUGAAAUUCAGACAAAUUGAGAAGUAAUCAUGAUGUCGAUAGAGGAUAUCCUCGAUAUCUGCAUAGAGAAGGGGAGAGAAGUUGAAGAUAAGAUUAAAAAGAUCUCUGACGAUGCACGCCUUGAGAAGUUGAAAUUGGAUGAGGAGUAUAAGAAGAAAGCAAGGGAGGGUGAGGAGAUGUUUGCAGUGAAACGAAAGUAUAAUGACAUACGGAAGCCUCUCUACGAGGAAAGAAAAGAGCUUAUCAAAUCGAUUCCUGAUUUCUGGCCGACUGCUAUUCUUAAUUAUUCGGGUCUCCGGAGAUUCUUGAGCAAACAUGACAAAGAAGAGAUCAUCAUGUUUCUAAACUCUGUGAUUGUUGAAGAUGGCGCAAUUACCUUUUUCUUUGAUGAGAAAAAUCCACAUUUCAAAAAUACACACCUCACGGCGGUAUACUCACGCACUGACAAAGGAAUAGUUCAGAAAGAAGGGACUAAAAUCUUGUGGAAGGACACUACAACUGGAUCAGAAAAUGAGAUUCCGGGAAGAUAUCACUCGCUCACAGAUGUCCAAAAGAAAAGCUUCUUUACAUUGUUCUUUGAGCUUAAACGCAAAACUCCACGAAAGCCUUUUGAUGUGCUGCUUAAGAAAAUCGAAGAGCGUCUAUGGCCAACUGCACUUAGCUACUUCUUAAAUUGGGAGAUUACUGCACUGGAAGCAGAGAAAGGAAUCAAGCAUAAGAUUGCUUUGGACGAACUGAAGAUUAUACACCGCAAGCUUGAAAGGAUUAAUGACGAAGAAUACCGUGAAAGCGAAGCAGUGGAGCAAGAAUUUGGGAAAAAGGCAAGGGAACUGCAAGUGCCUAUUGAGCAGAAAUGUAACAAAGACCAGAGACCUCUUUAUCAGGAAAGAAAUGAGAUUGUCGAAAAGUUUCCAAACUUCUGGUUACUUGCGUUUUUGAGUCAUUAUGCACUUGGCGAUCUUUUCAGUGAGGAAGACCAAAAGAUAUUCAGGUUUGUAAAGUCUAUGUAUGUCGAAGAUGAGGAAGAUGUAGUAUCUGGGUACAAGAUUACAUUUAACUUCAAUAGAAACCCAUACUUCACAAACACAAGUCUUACAAAGAAAAUCUCAUUUUUUGAAGAUGGAGUUGCUAACUUAAGUGCAGUUGAUAUCAAAUGGGAGGUUAAAAUGGACAUUGCAACUGAAUAUCAACAUGACACUUCUGUUACCAAUAUAAGCUUCUUUACCUGGUUUUUUGCUCCUCGAGUUCUUAAACCAGCGUACCAUGAUGAGGUGUGUGGGCUAAUUAAAGAUGAAUUGUGGCCGAAUGCUGUUAAGUAUUUCAGCAAUGAAAAUGGAAGUGACGAAGAGGAUGAACGACCAAAAAGGCUUCGAGGAAUGACACAGCCAGCCUCUAUCUAAUCUAGUUCGGGUCUUCACUUUUCGGUGUGCUGGUGUUGGCUUACUAAUCUGUCGGAUUCAUCAACUUUUGCCAUGAAGACAUCAGAACUGCUUGUAAUUAUUAGACCACCUGCGCACUCAUUUAACAUAGCAUGGAGUUCUCCUGCAGUAUAUAAUUUCAUAACUAAAAUUUAACUUGCAAAAGUAUGCCUUAAAAACUUUAGCGGCUAUGUAACUCUUCAAUCCGCAUCUCGACUUAACCAAUC
Papaver somniferum (opium poppy) is the source of this 1682-nucleotide messenger RNA. RefSeq names its product NAP1-related protein 1-like. The transcript has 17 exons. Gene Ontology annotation, biological process: nucleosome assembly. NCBI's taxonomy places the organism in Eukaryota, Viridiplantae, Streptophyta, Magnoliopsida, Ranunculales, Papaveraceae. Gene Ontology annotation, cellular component: nucleus; chromatin. The coding region runs from base 67 to 1437 and encodes 456 amino acids. Gene Ontology annotation, molecular function: chromatin binding; histone binding. The record is from RefSeq and is a predicted model, not a curated record.